UCCUUCCGAAAAUACCCCCCAAAUUGAAACUUCCAUUUUUCUCCCCUGGGGACGAAGUUUCCUAUUGCUCGCUCUCAAAACCCUGGCUUCCCUGCCCCAAAACCUCUCUCUCUCUCUCUCUCUCUCUCUCUCUCUCUCUUCUGCCGCAUUUUUCUCUUCUUCUCUCUUUCCCCUUCUUCUACUUCUUCUUCUCCUCGCGAAUUCUCCUUUGAUGUUCUUCCUUCGAUCGCCGUCGUGCUAGGGUUUCGUCGCCACCGGCCGUUCUCAGCGCCGCCGCUCGCCAGAUCGCGGGAGAGAUGGUCUUGGGCUCGAGGCUGGACGGAGAGAGUCAGGUAGUCUCCGUUCGGAUCCGAAAGACCAUCCAGUCCAUCAAGGAGAUCGUCGGCAACCACUCCGACGCUGAUAUUUAUGCCAUGCUCAGGGAGACCAACAUGGAUCCCAACGAGACGGCCCAGAAAUUGCUCAACCAAGAUCCAUUUCAUGAGGUUAAGAGGAAAAGGGACAAAAAUAAAGAGCAUACAGGGUAUAGGGGUUCUGGUGAUACUAAUAAACGCGUGGAACACAAUGUACAGUGGGCAAAAUUUCACACAUCUUGGGAUCGAAAUGCUAGGAGAGGUGGUUUUAUUAGAAAACCAGCACCUGAUGCAGGAAUCAGCCAAGAAUUUCGUAUUGUGAGGGACAACAGAGUGAACCAAAGUGCUAGUAGGGAUGUUAAGUCAGAGUCCAUUCAACAUUCAGCUUCUGGUAAUGAACAAGUUGUAUCAGAUGUUCCAGAGAAGAGCUCUGCUUGGGUUCCAACUCAUCGGAAAAAAAUGGCUGCCAAGAACUCGGAGGGGCACAUGCUAACUAAAAGUGGAAAUGAGCCUUGUCAUUCUGAAGCGUAUCAUGCCAAAGAUUCAGACAGGCCAUUACUACCUCAAGAGACACAGCCAAUGAUCUCUAUUUCAGAGGCACAGAAAGAGGUCCAUAACAAUUCCAAGUCACAAUCUAAAUUGACAUCAACCAACUCUGUCAUCGGGUUGUAUUGGUCAUCUUCAGAUCCAGUUCAUGUUCCAUCUGAUUCCAGAUCAGCUGGAACAGUUGGCGCUAUUCAGCGUGAAGUAGGAGCAGUGGGUGUUCGGAAACAAUCUUCUAAUUAUCCUACCGUGCAUUCAUCUGUUUCGAGUAGUUCCAUUUCAGUUCCUUUAUUGGAAAAAGAUACCUCAUCGCCUGCAAAAUCAUCUAUUCAGUCUGCUGCCAUGUCUAGGAGCAAUCAACUCAUCCAGACACCUUCUUCAGAGCCUGUCUUGUCUAGCACAUCUUUUGGCAGGUCAUUUUCAGCUAGUCAACACCAUAGCAGACUUUACCAGCCGCCUGUGGGUCACCAGAAAGCUGUGCAGUCCAACAUGGAGUGGAAACCAAAAUCAAGUCAGAAGACUACUGCAGUUAGGCCUAGUGUGAUUGAAACAUCUUCAUCCUCUCCUCAUGCUGAUGGUUCUGGUAGCCCAAACCCAGUGGAUGUUCCUGGCUUGUCAGAGAAACUUUCACAAGUCAACAUUUUGGAAACCCAGCAUGUAAUCAUGCCUCUGCAUCUCCAAGUGCCAGAGUCUGAACAUAUUCGGCUGACAUUUGGUAGUUUUGGAGCUGGUUUUGACGCUGCUAACGGGUACACAUCCACUCUUCAGGCUUUUGAAAAUGCACAAGAGAUUAAUGAACCUACCCUAAAUAUACUAGCAACUGGCCCAGCAGGCUCCAGUGAGGAUGCCUCUGCUGCCAACGAAGGAGAUGUUGUGGAUGGCCAAGCUAGAACUUCCCAACCUGACUCUAUCGCAUCAUCUACAGAAUAUGAGGAAGCACAACCUGGAAAUAGUGAGUCCUUAAGUCCUCAAGAUAUUGGGAGUUUUGAGGAUAUUGGGUUGGUCCAAAGGGACAGCCCUCCCUACAGUUCAGUGGAAACACAGCAACUCCGAAAUCAAUCAGACCUGCCAAGUUUCUCAGCAUACUACCCCCAAAUGAGUUAUGAUGCCCCAUUUUUCAGGACAGCUAUGGAAGAUAAUGUACGCCCACAAGGUUUAUCUUCACCAUCUGAGGUCUGGAACUCACAUGCAGCGAGCAGCAGCCCUUCUUCAAGCAUCACCAUGGUUCAGCCGCAGCAGCAGCCGAUAGGUCAGCUGUACCCACAAGUUCACAUCUCACACUACCCUAAUUUUGUGCCGUAUCGUCAUAUCCUCUCUCCGGUGUAUGUCCCGCCAAUGGCCGUGCCCAACUAUUCAAGCAACACUGCAUAUCCUCAUCCAUCAAAUGGGAACAACUAUGUUCUGAUGCCAGGAGCAAAUUCACACAUAACUGCAGGUAGCAUGAAGUAUGCUCCCUCACAGUACAAACCAGUUCCUACAGGAAGCCCAACUGGGUAUGGAAACUAUGCCAAUCCAGCUGGCUUCACCAUAAGUUCUCCUGGUACUCUUGGCAGUGCUACCGGCCUUGAAGAUAUGACCAGGAUCAAAUACAAAGAAAACAGUCUUUAUAUUCCAACACCUCAGGCAGAUACAUCUGACAUCUGGAUUCAGACGCAACGAGAGCUUUCGAGCUUGCAAUCUGCACCAUACUACAGUUUAUCAGGGCAAGCACCUCCUGCAGCUUUCAUGCCCACCCAUGCUGGCCAUGCUUCGUUUAAUGCUGCAGCACAGUCUUCUCAUGUACAAUAUCCGGGCUUGUACCAUCCGCCACAGCUUGCCUCCGUUACGAGUCCCCAUCCAUUGGCCGCACCUGCCCUGGGUGGGAGCGUUGGGGUUGGGGUGGCAGCUCCGGGACCCCAGGUUGGGGCCUAUCAGCAGCCCCAGCUUAGUCACCUCAAUUGGACAGCCAACUUCUAGCAAAGGGGAAUAUGAUUAGGGAUGGAAUUAGCAUUACACAUGGAUAGGUGCUGAAGCUGUGUUUGUAAUGAAAAGCACUCUCUUUUACUGUAUGGCAAGCGAAGUCUAAUUAAAGUAAUAGAGUAGCCAUUUGUCUUGUGCUUUUCUUAUUUCACAGACUGACUGAUAGCCGCUGGAAUAAGCCUAGCCUAUGUAACAUAUUAUGCAUGUGGAAUGGCGGAAUGGAGCAUAUCUGAAGUGAAAGAUUAGUGAUAGAUAUUUAUAAAGCUGACUGUAGAAGUGGUGAAAGAGAUGCAAUAAUUUUUUUUUUUUAGAUGGUGAAUUCUAUUGAAAUGAUGAUCUGAUAAUUAGAGC
Messenger RNA from Phoenix dactylifera (date palm), 3206 nucleotides. RefSeq lists its product as uncharacterized. Gene Ontology annotation, molecular function: protein binding. Lineage: Eukaryota; Viridiplantae; Streptophyta; Magnoliopsida; Arecales; Arecaceae. The record is from RefSeq and is a predicted model, not a curated record.